Nycticebus coucang (slow loris) is the source of this 1696-nucleotide messenger RNA. Its product is annotated as C-type lectin domain family 10 member A-like. The coding region runs from base 348 to 1280 and encodes 310 amino acids. Lineage: Eukaryota; Metazoa; Chordata; Mammalia; Primates; Lorisidae. The record is from RefSeq and is a predicted model, not a curated record. The transcript is spliced from 10 exons. Gene Ontology annotation, molecular function: signaling receptor activity.
UCUGAUUUCAAUUCAUUCUCAUUAUUUACUAUCCAAAGUUGAGGAAAUGGGAUGUCCCAAGAUGAUAGACUUCUGGGCUUUCAGAUACAAGACCAGUAGUACUCUGGUCACGUGUGUGGCUCCUCCUUUGGUCACCCCUACUUUAAUUCUCCGGGAUUGAGUUUCUCCAACUCCGAAUGACUUCCCAACUUGGUUACUGCUACACAGCACAGCUUCCAGAAUUUCUACAGGUAACUGGACUGGGGAUGCAGCCUAGCCCCAGUCUCCUCCCUGCACCAGCUUGCCCCAGCCUGGCCCUGCCUCCACCUCAGCUCUGAAAUCCAGACAGAGGCUGUGUUGGCCCAGAUAUGAAGUAUGAAGACCUCCAGCACUUGGAGAGUGAGGAGAAAAGCCAGAGGGGAAGAAAUGGGCUGCCUUCUGCCCAGUCCCUCCUGCAGCGUUUCUACCCCGGACCUGGUCUCCUCUUGCUGUCUCUGGGCCUCAGCCUCCUGCUGCUGGUCGUCAUCUGUGUGGUUGGAUCCCAGAAUUCCAAGUUUCAGAGGGACCUGUUGACUUUGAGAACAACUUUCAGCAACUUCACCUCAAACACUGCGACUCAGGUCCAGGCACUGACCUCCCAGGGCAACAGCUUACAAGAAACAGUAACAUCUCUGAAAGCCAAAGUGGAGGAUCACAAGCAGGAACUGCAAGCUGCCCACAGCUUGGAAGGCAGGGUGCUUUCUCUGGAGAGCAGGCUGGAGAAGCAGGAGCAGGAACUCAAAGCAGGUCAUUCUGAAAUGCUCCUGCGAAUCCAGCAGCUGGUGAAAGACCUGAACUCCCUGACUUGCCAGGUGGCUUUUUUCAAGAGCAAUGGCUCGGAGAGGACCUGCUGCCCCACUGACUGGGUGGAGCACGCAGGCAGCUGCUAUUGGUUCUCCCGCUCCGGGAAGCCCUGGCCUGAGGCAGAGAAGUACUGCCAGCUGGAGAACGCCCACCUGGUGGUCAUCAACUCCCAGGAGGAGCAGAAUUUUGUCCAGGGACGUCUAGGCCACUUAUUCACCUGGAUGGGUCUCAGUGACCCUGAGGGAGUCUGGAAAUGGGUGGAUGGAACAGAAUACAAGACCAACUUCCAGAACUGGAAGCCAGGCCAGCCUGAUGACUGGCAGGGUCACGGCCUGGGCGGAGGUGAGGACUGUGCCCACUUUCUCUAUGAUGGCAGGUGGAAUGACGAUGUCUGCCAGAGGUCCUACCACUGGGUCUGUGAGGCUGGCCUGAGGCAGGCUAGUCCGGCAAGUCACUGAGCUGCCUCUGGUUAGACCACCUGGUCAUGGACAUAGUGGUGGAAAGUGGCAUGCUUCCCCAGUGGCUUCCUAACAGGAGUUUUCUGGGAGAGGAAUAAGCCCUGGGAGAUUGAAGGCGCUAAUAUCAUUUUGAAUUUUUAUUCUCCUUAACUUUAAAAAGACAAUAUAGAUUUCCUAAGGUUCCCCCCCCUUUUAAAAUCAAGUUUAUUGAAGUAUAAUUUUUACAUAAUAAAAUGCACUCUUUAAAGAGCAGAGAUAACUUUCAACAAAUAUAGACAACUAGGUAACUACUAUUCUAGUGAGAACAUUGCUGUCACCCCCACAAGUUCCCUUUGUUCCUUUGCAGUCUAACUGCCUUCCUGUCCCCAGGCAAAUAAAGACCUGCUUUUUUUCAUUAUUGAUUGGUUUUACCUGUU